AUGAUGCCACCCAAGAGGUCCCCACCCAACCUUCCACUACUUUUCCUCCCUCUCUCAAUGAAUCGACCAUCACUGCCUCUCCAGAUGACAAUACUUCGGACCCCACCUCAUCACCUCUUCCUAUCCCUACUAAUCCCAGACAGUCUACUCGACUCCGCCAACCACCAUCGUGGCAUAAAGACUACCACAUGUCCAACACUAUGUUUACCCCAAGUGCAAUUAUCUGACUCUACGCCAACUCCUGUUAAAGGUCAUAGAGAGCCCACCUCAUAUGCCCAGGCUGCUCAGGAUCCUCUUUGGCAGCAAGCAAUGAAAGUUGAAUUAGAUGCCUUGCAACACAACAAAACUUGGAGUCUUGUUCCCUUGCCUGCCGGUCAGAAACCCAUUGGAUGUAAAUGGGUUUACAAAAUUAAGUAUCACUCUGAUGGGACCAUCGAAAGAUACAAAGCUCGCCUUGUUGCGAAAGGGUACACUCAAGUGGCUGGCGUUGACUAUUUUGAGACCUUUUCACCCACUGCUAAACUUACCACUGUCCGCUGCCUCUUAUCCGUAGCAGCCUCUCGCAAUUGGUUUAUUCAUCAACUUGAUGUUCAAAACGCCUUUCUUCAUGGCGAUUUGGAGGAAGAGGUGUACAUGGUUCCUCCUCCUGGACUUUGCCGACAGGGGGAGAACUUAGUGUGUCGGCUCAUAAAUAUUUGCAAUGAUCCACAAGAGAUGCAACUUCUGAAAGCAUUUCUACUCAAGCAUUUCCAUAUCAAAGAUCUUGGUCUUUUAGGGGCACGCCCUGAUAAAUUCCCAAUGGAGCAACACUUGAAACUCACUCCCACAAAUGGUGAUUUAUUAGAUGAUCCCACACGGUAUAGGAGAUUAGUGGGCAGAUUAAUCUACCUUACUGUGACGAGACCAGAUAUUCUAUACUCAGUACAGACCUUGAGUCAAUUCAUGCACCAGCCAAGAAAACCUCACUUAGAAGCAGCUCUUCGUGUUUCUGAAGUUCAUUAA
This is a messenger RNA of Prunus armeniaca (apricot), 1002 nucleotides long. The record is from the annotation of a GenBank genome assembly. Lineage: Eukaryota; Viridiplantae; Streptophyta; Magnoliopsida; Rosales; Rosaceae.